AUGUCCCCGAAGAAGACGCCGGCUACGAAGGGGUGGGUGAAGCUGUGCAAGGUGCCAUUGAACGAACAUAGCUCAAACAACGUCAUCGACGCGGCCAUGGACGCGAAGUUCAUGGCUGAUGCGGAGCAGAAUCCAGAGGAGGAACGGGCGGCCCACGCGGCAUUCGACGUGGAGCAGCAAGCCGCAAGGAGAUUAGCGCCCAGCGAAACCGAAGCUGAGCUGCCGCGCCCCGGUCCACGGCGUGGCACACCACGGUGCAGCGCCGAGCUCGAGGGCGUGACACCAGCGUACAUGGGACCCGCUUGUCCACGCUGGCGGCAGGUGCAGCGCCGCGAUCUAUGGCGUGACACAGUGGGCUGUGGCGCCCUGGAUACAGGCGCGGCAAAAACAGUUAGUCAGCGGCUGGCAACAACGGAGAGGAAACAACGGACCCACCGACCGCUGUCCUCACUCCUCUCUCUCAGGUCUCAGCUCACUCCCUCACAGCCCAUCCUUUCCACCUCGAUUCCGGCGAGCCCUGGUUGCCGCCCGCUACCGGCACCACCUUCGGAUGGGGGCGCUCCCCUGCCCACUCGUUCUCAUGCUCUGAGCGACCCACUUUCCUGCCUUGGGUCCUCGAAUCACCACCGCUGCAGCCAUGGGGAUGUCGCGCCUCCGAGCCUUCCCGGUGGACGACGACGUGGACUCCCGCUUGGACCAGUGGCCGUCCACAGAGCAGAUCCACCUCUGGAUGGAGUUGAUGUGGAUCCGGCGGCAGUUCUCCCGCCAAAGCAGCGGCAUGGUGGGCCAAUCCAGGAGAUGCAAGAUCAGCAGGUCUUGGUGUCUUAUCAGCAGGCGCUGAACGCUUUCCAGCAUGAGCUGCCCAUCCAACUUGGCCGAGCUGCAGUCGACGGAGCAGAUCAACCUGUUGAUGAGUAUCCGGUGCCAGCUCUCGCACCCCAGCAGCAGGCAGGUCAGCCUGUUUUGCCCUGUUGCUGUGUCAAUUUUACAUUGUGUUUAGUUUCAUGUUGCUCGGAAUAUGCUUUUAGUGAGAUCUUCAAUAGGAAUUUUUUAGUAAACAUGCAGGCCAGAUAUUUCUUUCAGCAUCUGAUUUGUGGUUUCAAAGGUUAAUUUAGAUUGUACUGAAUAUUGGGAGUGACGAUUCAGUCAAUUGGACAUGAUUAAAUUGA
Lolium rigidum is the source of this 1169-nucleotide messenger RNA. RefSeq lists its product as uncharacterized. Bases 1 to 1110 code for a protein of 369 amino acids. The transcript is spliced from 4 exons. Lineage: Eukaryota; Viridiplantae; Streptophyta; Magnoliopsida; Poales; Poaceae. The record is from RefSeq and is a predicted model, not a curated record.